UCGCUCUGUGUUUAGUUUCACAUUUGACUGUUGUCACAUCCCCCCACAACACUACACUGGAUCGGUGCGACGACACAAUGGGGCUGUAAUGUCAGCGACGGGCGAGACUGGAGCAUCUUCUCAAGAGCAUUGAGACUGUGUAUGGAUUUAAUGAUGAUGAAAAAGAAGAAAUUCAAGUUCAAGGUGGAUUUUGAGCUGGACGAGCUGUCAUCUGUCCCCUUUGUCAACGGUGUCCUCUUCUGUAAAGUCAGACUGCUGGACGGCGGCUUCUCCGAGGAGUCUUCUCGGGAGCCGGUGCAGGCCAACUGUGUUCGAUGGAGGAAGAGGUUCUCUUUUCCUUGUAAGAUGAGUGCCAGUGCAGGGACAGGUGUACUGGACCCCUGUGUGUGUCGUGUAUCUGUCAGAAAGGAGCUUAAAGGUGGAAAGGCUUAUGCAAAGCUCGGUUUUGCAGAUCUGAAUUUAGCAGAGUUUGCUGGCUCAGGGAACACAACCCGCAGAUGUCUGCUGGAAGGCUACGAUACCAAAAACACCCGUCAGGACAACUCCAUUCUCAAGGUUAUCAUCAGUACGCAGCUCAUGUCAGGGGACCCCUGCUUUAAAACGCCUCCCUCCACAGCCACAGUGAUAGGGAUCCAGGGGGAUGGAGAGAGCCUGCUGGAGGAGAGGAGGGGAGGGGACUCACAGAAAGCCUCUUCUGCCGAGAGUCGAGAAGGGAAGUGUCCUGUUGUUUCAGAUGAGCUUGCGGGCUGCGGCCACUCACGGACUUCCAGCUACGCCAGCCAACAGUCCAAACUCUCAGGCUACAGCACAGGUCACUCCCGCUCCUCCAGUAUGUCAGAGUUCAGCCACCGUAGAAACCAUUCGGUGGGGAGCGCCUCAACAGGAAUCGGCAGCAUCCCAGAACCCAGCGAGGACCGAGACAGAGAGUCCAGACCCUGUCCCGCUCUGCCUGAACAUCCAGCCCCCGCCGCCACCUCUAGCAACCCUACGGGCACACCUGUCCGGAGCGCUUCGUCCUGUGAAAGACUCAACAGACACCCAGUGAAGCAGGACUCUAUGGAGUCUCAGCUAAAGAGAAUGGACGACACGCGGGUGGAUGCCGACGACGUGGUAGAAAAGAUUCUCCAGAGUCAAGACUUCACACCGAGCCUACUGGACUCCAGUGCGGAAGAGGAAGGCUUGCGUCUGUUCGUAGGCCCUGGAGGAAGUACAGCCCUUGGAAGCCAUCACCUUCCCACCAGGGUCGGUGCUGGAGCGUACGAGCAGGUGGUGAUGAAGCGUUAAACCUGUAGCCUCUCAGAGACAGACUGACACUGACACUUACAUCCAAAAAACUGGAAGUGAGGCUGUGUCCCCUUUCAAUCUUAAUUCCUGCAGCACACACGUUACCUGAUCAGCACUAUCUCUUAACCUGAUCACCCAGUGAAUGGUAAACAGUGCCCUCCUGUGUUCAUAUCUGCUACAUAACACUGUAGCUUCCUGAUAGAUUUCUGAGAGUUAGAGGUGGACGGUUAUCAUCUCAGUGUAAACACAUACAGCUGUGAAUCAUGGGAAAUGAAACCCAUUGACCAGAGUGUUCAAAGUAUUUAACAUGCAUGUGAGGAGAUUUUUUUAAUUCUGGCUCCCUGUGUGGAAACUUUCCACUCAUGUUCUGAGUGUUUCCGGGUUGUCGUGCAGCAACCAAACUCUUUAAAAAACCAUUAUGAACUGGAAGGAAACCAUUAACCUUUCCUCUUUAAUGGAGGACUUAAGGACGGGCUCUGUGUGCGCAUCAUCAGAGCAAACCGAACUCUACACUGAAGAAGAAUAUGCCAUAUGUUUUCAGUACAUUCCUUUUGUCUCUCAGUGAUUACGUGUUUGUCGUGGACUUCCUUUUAAAAUAGGACGUUCUAUUUAAUAUCCGCCUAUAAGCUGCUAAAAAGCCGUAGUUGUAAGCACUCUGAAAAUAACAUUGGUGUUUUGAAAGUGAGAAUAUUUUACUACAAAGACGAGGCGUCAGACUCGAGAUAUUAGAUGUGUGAACGUGGACUGUGUGUGAGUGUGUAUGUGUCUGCUAUGUGGUAAGACCACUUUUGUUAGUAGUAACAGUAAAGCUGUUAUGGAGGAGGGAUUUGACAUGAUCUCCUGUAAGGAAUGCUAUGUUGGUACUUGGAUUGAGAAAAUGGAAAAACAUGAAAAUUUACUGCUUACUUUUUAUAAUAGAGGACCCUGUUCUUAUUCAUCUGGCACGCUGCUGAGGAUUGUUUAGAAGAUCUUGCAGUACUAAUCUGCCCUUCAAAGGCAAAAUGCAGUGACAACAUAUUUGGUGAAAACUGACUUAAGAUGGAUUUUUAAAUGCUACAUAUUGGAGCUAAAAAACCAAACAGCAGUAGCUGCACUCUGGUUUCAUAUUGCUCCCAAUGUUGCAGUAAUUACCUUUUAGUUUGGUAAUCUCUGGGCUCUUGUUGCAUUUACUGCACUCUGGCUUUUAUCUUUAAAUGACAAAUAUCCAUUUUGAUGAUCCAACAUCUUGGUAAUUCAGUUUCUUAUUCUGCAUGACUAAAGUCUUAACACGGAGAGGAAAAAAACUCAGCUAACUUCUGCCGGCUUUGCUUUUCACUCCCUCCAGUGAAAUUCAUGCAGUUUGUUGUGGUUAAGCUACUUUUAAAAUCACAUAUUUAAAUGCAUUCAAUUGUAAAUUAAUUUUACUUUUAGUAUAAUGUAAAAUAAAUGUUAAUAAUAGAUAGACAUUAGCAAAACAGGUUUAAUUCCAAAAAGCCAUAGACUAUAUAUAAUCAAAAUAAAAGUGUAUUUUCUUAAACUAGUUUAAAAGGACAAGAAAGCUGAAAGAACACAUUUUGUUUAUAGAUAUUGUAUUUUCCCCUCACAUUCCCUCGAGAUCCAAAAAAAACAAAACAGUGCAGUAUCUGCAUUGUUUUUGGCGGUAUGUAGAUUCUAUGGGAUUCAUUUUUGGGAGUAAUCAACCUAAAAAAGGUUCAAAAUGAAGGCAUUACUUUCUAUGUUACAGUUUGGCAGCUAGUCUGAACACUAAACCCCUUUUUUCUUGACUUAGCUGCUUCUGUAGUUACUGCUCUCUGCCUCUGUUGGGCAAUACAUGCCAAAUAUAAUAGGGGCUUCUAUGAUAAAUGUGCUUAUAAAGGGCAUAUAUCUAAUUUCCAGUGUUUCAGAUGCAUAUCUAUUAUAUAGCUACGCUUUGCAACUCAAAUACAUCUAUCUGAGCUGGGAGGCUUGCAGUACAUCUGUGAACGAAUCAAAGAUCCUGUGACAGACAACAGUUCGGUUCAUGUGCAACUAAUGCAUACUGUAGUUUGUUUCACUUCAGGAUUGUACAGUGAAGGACUAGUUCAGUAAUCCACUGCCAUGAAGAAAAUACUCAAUAGCACCUGUAUUUGAAAAGACCCAGAGUAAUACAGUAGUUUUGUGUGUGUAUGUUUAUCUCCUAGCGUCAUAUCAACUGUUAGAAUUAACAACAGGCUUUUAAUCACAAAUUCAAUUGAUACAUGAACACUUAUCGCUGCAAACAGAGAUUUAAUCUUAACAGUGUACAUCUGCUGAGAGUUUAGAAAUCCAGAUAGCGUCAUGCAUGUUGACUAUUUGCAUCUCUAGGCUAAUAGGAGAUUUAAGUGCGCAAUUAAUUAGACUGACAGCAAAUUAGCCAAAGUACACAACACACUGUUUUUACCUGGGACUCUGUCAGGCCUAUGCAUAAUGAGAAUAUUAGGAACAUCAUAACUAGUGUUUGUAAUCUGUCUCCUGUCAUAAGCCAUAGUAGAUGCAGGAUACUUACCUCUUCUAAAUAACCUAUAUACAUGUCAUCUCUGCACAAGCGUCAUCAGUCUAUGGUGUUUUAACUAUACGUCAGUGUUCUUCGUCUUUCUGUUCGUACGUUCUGCAUGACUAAGAUGUCCUUUUGCUAGCGAAAUAGCUCUCACUUAAUAUCGCCAUCAUAUUUGCAGAAUUUCACAUAUUUGUUAAUGUCCUUGAGAUUUUUGAUUUGAUAUUGUGCCAUCUUUUAAUCUGAACAUUUCCACAUUGAAAGGAACUAUUUUGUUUACCUAUCUAGCAUGUAGGAAAUCUGUUUGUUCUCAUUACUUCAUGUUAAAUGCAGAUGUCUGCACAAAACGUUGGUGUAUGAUGUGACUGUAAAUCAGUGUUCUCCGUUCGUGUUUUUAUGUUCAGCAUGAUUUAGAUGUCCUGUUAAAAAAUCACAUUUACAGGACAUCAUCGUCUUUGUGUUUGAUACUUUCAUUACUGAUACUGUGCCAUCUUUUUGCUAAAUAUUUUAGUAUUUAGGAAAAAGUGUUCUCACUACAUAAGACAGUGUUUAGUGUAUGAUUUAUGGCUACCGGAUAAACUAUUGGAGUUUUUUUUGUUGUUGUUGUUGUCUUUUUGGAUAAAAAUCACUUGUUUUACCUGUGUGACACAGGUAAGUUCAUCUUGGUACCUAACAUGUUGUUACAAACAUGGUUGCUUCUUCUCUUCUGUGAAGCUGUUAUCUAUAUAACUGUAAAAUGUAUUCUCCUGUAAAGUGAUGUUCUGCGCUGUUCUGACACUGUCCAGUGUUUUCUGUUACAGACUUGUCCUUUCAACCAACAUUUGCUUCCUGAACAAGUGUACUGGAUGCUUAAAAUGUGUACGUUGCACUGUUAAAUAAAACAGUUGAAAGCC
This is a messenger RNA of Thunnus maccoyii (southern bluefin tuna), 4668 nucleotides long. It is a transcript of the gene eeig2b, whose product is annotated as family with sequence similarity 102 member Bb. The record is from RefSeq and is a predicted model, not a curated record. Bases 142 to 1284 code for a protein of 380 amino acids. The transcript has 11 exons. NCBI's taxonomy places the organism in Eukaryota, Metazoa, Chordata, Actinopteri, Scombriformes, Scombridae.